AUGAGGGGGCAAGAAAGGGUAAAGGUGGCCAGGGCGUGCGCGACUGACGAGCGCCGCCUGCUGCAGGUGGUGGGCCUGAGCGUGGUGGCGGCGGGCGGCGCGCUGCUGACCGACUCGGGCCGCGUGCUGCUGUCGCGCCUGCUGACGUCGCACGACGCGCCGCGCCAGCCGCUCUUCUACUACGUGGGUCUGGCCGCCGUCUGCGCAGGCGUCGUCGUGGCCGCCGGCGGGGUGCUGGGCUGCUGGGCCGCCAGCCUGCACAGCCGCUGCUUCCUCGCCGUGUAUCUGUUUGUGCUGGUGCUGUUACUGAUUGCAGAAUGCUCUGUCGGAGUGUUGGUAACAGUGUGCCCCCGAUACCUGGGGGUUGGACUGUCUGCUGAGGAUCUUAUGGACAACCUACAACGCUAUUAUGCCACUCCAGGAGCAGACCAGUUUACAGCAGCCGUUGAUCUGGCACAGGCGCAGCUCAAAUGCUGUGGAAUGACACAACCAUCGGAUUAUGAAAUGUCAUGGUGGAAACUGAGAGAUAUUGGUCAGAACGAGCUUAUAGUUCCCCUGUCUUGUUGUAUUCUGAAAAACAAAGAUGAUCCUGGGGCAUUUCUUGAUCCUAUACCACAGAACAACUCGCUCUGCCAGUCAGUAGAUGAGACCAUCAACAAUAAAGCACGACAUACUGAGGGGUGUUCAAAGAGGCUAGAGGCUUGGCUAAAGCAGCACAGUGCUAUGUUUCUAGCUGGGAGUUUGACACUAGUACUGGUAGAGUUGUCUGUGGUCCUGAGCACUCUGCUUGUAUGUGUGAAACUGCCGCGCGAUCCAUCUCAUCUGGAUCGACCUGCGUGAAGGCGGCUAGACCUCCCAGGAUGUGACUUUACAAAUGCAGAAACAGCAUAUCCUUGGGAGGAUCGUCACUGGAGUAGAGGAAGAUGUGGGACGUUCUGCUAUGCUCCCAGUGCUGAAAUAAUAGCUCGCGUAACUGCAAAGCAGAACCCUCCCAGUGUUGCAGGUACUGACAGAAGAAGGUGGUGCAUUUAUGAGAGUGACAUUUCCUCAUAUACUGCUAGUCUGAGAUUCUUGAAUCCACAAAGUAGGCUAAAUGUAACUGAUGUAACAGAAACUGGCAGUAUGAUUUGGUAACUCAUUUCCAGAAUUAACUUAUACCAAUAAAAUAAUAUACACUGGUUAAAAGCUACUUGUGGUACACAGUGAAAGUAGAAUAACUAGUUCAAAACACAUGUUUUUGAAAUAAAUGCCACACCAAUAUUGCAGUUCUUGUGUUUAACAAGAGCACAUGAUGAAUGAAGACUUUCAAAGCAAUAUAAUGUUAUGUAAAUAUUGUAGAUACUUGUAUAAUUUAAUUAAAACACCAUUUAAUAUAGACUGCUGUAGCUGUUAGCCCUGUGUCAUCUCUGUGGUUUAUGUUCCUCUGAUGUAAGAGUCAAUGUAAUGUUAUGUAAAUAUUGUAAGGUAGUGGCAUAUUUUAAUUAAAAACAAAUCUGAUUACCCACUACUGCAGAUUCUGGUGCUUUAUUUUUGUCUGAUGUCUUCAAAUUUAUUAUUUGCAAUCCUGUGAAAUACAAAUAUCCAUAGCCAUUGUUUUGGUUUUGGUAACAUUUUCUUUUGUUUUAUUAUAAUAAAUAAAUUUUAAUGUAGAAUGCAUUUCAUGUCGAAUAUCUAUUUAUGUAGUAGAUGGAAAUUACGGCAAAAGUUAUCUAUUUAAUGGAUAUAACAUAUUUUUUCAAAGUUAACACAGUCUCCAUAAAACAUUAUUUUCUAAAUGGUAUUGCUAAACCUGGAUUAUAGUAGUCAAUCAUUAAUGAGAUGAUAGUUUGAGUAAUACAUUGAAAUGUUUAUAUAAAAUAGUUACUGUUUCUUAUAAUUUUUUAGUGGAGUGAGACAAAUUUUAAUUUCUGAGAUGGUGGUAUACCAUUAACUUGGAAACACACACUAUUGUAUAUAUUCAGUAUCUUUCAAAGUAUGUAAUUUUAAACAUGAAUAAUUAUAGUGGGAAAGAUCUGGUAGAAUGUAAAUAUUGUGGGAAUAAAGGAGACCCCUCACUGAAAAACAUUGUAUGUCCAGCCAGCACCAUGUAGGGGCGGGGCAGGUGUAUUUGUAUUUGUGUUUGUAGUUUAGCCUAAGAAAGAAAGGAUUCAUUCAAAAAGCUUGCAAUUUUUUUUUCUUUCUUCUUUUGUGUAAGCAUGUUGACAAUUCAAUGUUUUUGCAUUCUGGUGAUUGGUCUCCUUUACUUGUAAGGUAUUUUCACAUGAAUACUUUUAUUAAAAAAAUAUUCAUAAAUGCAUGUAACAUGUCAUUAACAGUGAUUUACAUGUAUCUGAGUUUCAUUUGAACUGAAACUGAAAACAGUUUUUAUUGUUGUCAUUUUAUCUACAAGCAGAAAGAUGUUUCAUAUCAAAAGGAAGACCACGUAAUAUAUAAGAAACUGAUAAAAUAAUCACAUCAUAAAUAGUUUUCAUGUUUGUGUUUCAGUAUUAUGAGUUAUUUACUUGAUUUAUUGUGAUUCUUAUUUGGCUGAACUACCUGAAGUUUGCUAUUAAUAUCAGAAACAUUGAGGCAGAAGUUCUCACAAUCUGUGCAAUAUAAUGUAUAGUCCAACAUCUAGUAUUUUUGACAGUGUCAAAAAUUUUAAUUUUCAUGUGUACGUGUUAAGAUGUGGUUGUUCCCUUUUAACUAUGCCAAAACGUAAAUUAAAAAAAUUACAAAGAUGAGAUCAGCCUGCCAAUUAAUGUUCAGCAUUAGAGUUCAGUACCUGCUUUUGUGAGGUGACUAUAUUAAUAUCAUGCCCUGAAAGUAUGUGGUUCAGUGGGUACAUCUACAGCUGCAUCUGCAUACACUGAUCAGCUAGAACAUUAUAACCACAGACCUAUUAUCGACAUAUACCCAUUCAGCUCUCCACUCAGGAACUGGGUGUUGUGCUGUCCUAAUCAUCAUCAUUUCAUCCCCAUCGACAUCCAAGUCACCCAAGUGGCAUCAGAUCGAAAGACUUGCACCCGGCGAACGGUCUACCCAACGGGAGGCCCUAGUCACAUGAUAUUUACAUUUAUUUUACCCAUUCAGGUGACAGUAGCAUCACCUAGUGAGGAAUAACUGCUAGUCAGACACAAACACAGUGCAUGUAGCAUCAGUGAGUGUGCUGUCCAUGUGUAGAAUGGGGAAGGUGUGUGAUCUAUUUAAGUUUGACCAGGGACAGAUUGUGACAGCCCACAGCUCGGUACCAGGAUUUCAGAAACAGCACGACUUGUCAGGUGUUCGAGGAGUUCUGUGGUGAGUGUCUUCAAUACAUGGUGAAACCGAGGUGAAAGCACGUCCAGAUACCAUGGGGCUGGGUGGCCACCCCUCAUUAAAGAUGUCAGAUAUCAUAGGCUGGAAAACUAGUAAAACAGAACAGGUGGCAAAUUGUGAUGGAACUAACACCAGACUUUAAUGCUAGGCAGAGUACAAGUAUGUGUGAACACAUAGAGCACUGAACACUCCUAAUGAUGGGCCUCCGCAGCCUGUGACCCAUGCUAGUGUCAAUGUUAACACCACAACAUUGGCAACUAUGACUUAAAUGGGCACUUAACAGCCAGUACUGGAUGUUGGCACAGUGGCAGAGUGUUGCUUGAUUUGAUGAAUCCUGAUACGUUCUUCGCCAUGCUGAUGGGAGGGCACGAAUCUUUCAUCUUCCAGGGCAAUAGUUCCUUGACACAUGUACUGCAGGACAGAGAUAAGCUGUUGGUAGCUCCAUUAUGCUCUGGGAAUCAUUCACUGGGCAUCCAUGGGUCCAGUGGACCUCGAACAAGGCACUACCAUCCCCAAGGAGUAUUAUACACUGGCUGCAGACAACAUACACCCCUUCAUAACGAUCAUUUUUCCCUAUGGCAGUGGCAUUUUUCAACAACAUAACGCACCAGGAGUGUGAUGGAGUGGUCUGAGGAACACAGUGGUGAGUUCCAAUUGAUACACUGAGCCCCCAAAUCACCAGAUCUGAACCUGAUUGAGCAAGUUCCAAAAAUGGACAUACCAGCUAUUAGGUAGGUUGUCAUAGUGUUCUGGCUGAUCAGUGUACAUUCCAAGCCACCACAGGAUGAACAGCAGAGGGUAUCUUGUUCCACUGCUAGUCAUUGCCUUUCACAUCCAUCUCACAAAUGGAGAGAGGGAAAAACAACUGUCUAUAUGUUUCCAUAUGAGCUAUAAUUUCUCUUAUCUUGUUUUUACAGUCCUUACAGAGAUGUACAUUGGUGGCACUAGAAUAGUUCUGUAAUCAGUUGCAAAUAUCAGUUCUUUAAUUUUUCUCAAUAAUGUUUCAUGAAAAGACUGUCGUCUUACCUCCAGCA
Schistocerca cancellata (South American locust) is the source of this 4331-nucleotide messenger RNA. It is a transcript of the gene Tsp68C, whose product is annotated as CD82 antigen. The coding region runs from base 1 to 840 and encodes 279 amino acids. The transcript is spliced from 5 exons. The record is from RefSeq and is a predicted model, not a curated record. NCBI's taxonomy places the organism in Eukaryota, Metazoa, Arthropoda, Insecta, Orthoptera, Acrididae. Gene Ontology annotation, cellular component: membrane.